AUGUCUGAAUAUCAACCUUUAUCAAGCAUUGACUUCGAAACGAAUCCUGAUGACUUACUCUCUCCCUUUCAAGCAAAGCCAAUUCAAAAUCCUAAUUUUAAAAAAACAAAACUUUUGUGUGAAUAAGAAACAAUUUUUUUUGAUAAUAAAAAAAGUUUUAUAUAUAAAUGAUUAUAACGAAAUUACUAGCACUUUUUUAGCUUGUGACUCUAAAAUCUAUUUAUGCCAUUAUUACUUUUAAAUUUUAGAGGUCUAAGAUCGAAAAAUUAAUAUAAAUUAAUAAUAUAAAAAAACUUAUUAAAUAAUGUGAGCAAAAAUUUUCUUGCUCUUUCCAAGGAGAGGGGAGUUAGCGUAAUUUUCAAGCAGCAAAUUUUUUGAUAUCCAUGAUAUUCGAGAAGGCAUCAGUAAGUCAAAAUUCAUUGCUCUCGGAUCGACAUCAUGGUUAUGCUCUUCUUUAAAAACACACGACAAAGAAGGGAUUUCUCCAGAUUCUAACUUCACCCAAGCUGCUUAAAAUUUAAACAAAAUUUGAUAGAGAUUUCAUUAUAAUAAUUAUCACUCUAUACAUCAAUUUUUUUUUCCAUUAAAAAUAUUUGCUCGUUUACGGAGGGUGGGUUUUUAUCCAAAAAAUAGUUUUCAAUGGUUUUGCUCAUUCACUGGGGGAUUAAAACAUAAAUUUUGCAGAUUAAAUUCAUUUAUAUUUCUCAAUUGGAAUUUUUUAAAUUUUAAAAAAAUUACUAUAAAAUUUAUAUAUAAUUUUAAAAAAAUAAAUUAACCUAACAAAAAUGUUUUAUUCGCUCACAAAGGGGUAGUAAAGAAAAUCUCGCAAGUAGAAAAAAAUUGUAUUUUUUAUUCAGCUUUGGCACCAAUGAGCCCGAGAAACCUCCUAUUAACUCUAUAUGAGCGAUUAUUUUUGAUGCCUUAAAAGAUUUUACAAUUGAGCUAUUGUUAGCAGCAGCAACAGUUUCCCUGAUAAUAGGAAUAGUUGAAUCAGAAAAAGAAGGCUGGUACGAAGGAAUAUCCAUUCUCGUCGCUGUAGCAAUAGUUGUGUCAGUAGCUUCUACACAAGAUUACUUAAAGGAGCUCCAAUUUCGCAAGCUUAAUGAAGAAAUAAAGCGCUUGAAGAUCGCAAUUACUCGAAAUGGGAUCCUAGAAGAAAUUUUCCAAGACGAUAUUGUGGUAGGAGAUUUGGUAUCAUUGAAUCCUGGCGAUAUAACUCCAGCUGACGGCAUUUUAGUAAGGUCAUACGGAAUUAUCGUAGAUGAAAGUGCGAUGACUGGAGAAAGCGUUUCAGUAAAAAAGGGCGAAAACGACCCAUUUAUUCUUUCAUCAUCCGUUAUUGUAGAAGGCACUGGAGACAUGAUCGUAUGUGCUGUCGGCAAAAAUUCUUUAGCUGGAAGGAGUCAUUUAUUUUUAUUAAAACAAGAUAAAGAAUUAACGCCUUUGCAAAUGAAACUUGAAAAAGUUGCGAAGCACAUAGGGAUUGCAGGGGCUAUCGCUGCUGUCAUAAUCUUUAUUUUUAUUUCGUUUUUCAUCUUCGAAGGAGCUAUAGCAGAUGAUGACUGGGAAUCUGAUGACACAAGUGAUCUUCUUACAGCGUUUAUUUUGGCAGUCACCAUAUUAGUUGUUGCGAUACCUGAAGGGCUUCCAUUGGCGGUAACUUUAAGUUUGGCUUUUUCAAUGAGGAAAAUGAAAGAUGAAAAAAUUUUUGUGAAGCAUUUAAGUGCUUGUGAAACUAUGGGAGGGUGUGAGGAAUUGCUAAUUGAUAAAACAGGGACUAUCACAAAAAAUGAAAUGAGAGUUGUGAAGUUUAAAAUUGGGUUAAAAAAAAUUGACUUAAAGACACCUAUUAAAGAUAAAAAUCUGGCAGAGAUUAUUGCUAAAUCGAUUGCAAGAAAUACGACUGCAGAUAUAAGGAAAAUUGAAGAAAAAUUAAUAAAGACUGGAAGUAGAACUGAGUGUGCACUGCUGAUGUUUUUAAGUGACUGGGGAUUUAAUUUCAGGACUUUAACUCCCCCUUUCUGCGAAUGAACAAAAAUAUUUGUUCUAAAGGAGCGGGAUUAUUUUUUUUUUUUAAAACAAUUUUCAAAUUGCAAAAUGCAAAAUUGGAAAGUAAAAAUUAGUUCAAUUUUUAAAAUUUAUGUUUAGAAUGCAAGCCGUUUUAAAUUCAACAGAAUUAGCUAGAGAUUUCAUUAUACUAAUUAUCACUUAUAUAUAGUGACUUGGGAUGAAGAGCACUUUUUUUUGGCUUGACGGCAAGCCAAAAACAUCCCGUGAUCUUCAUCCUAACUAACAAUAUCAAUUUUUAUAUAAAAAAACUUUUCCAAUGGUUUUGUUCGCUUACGGAGGGGAGUAAGAGAUUUAGAUACCCAGGCGAUGCAGAUCCCCUUUAGUUCUGAGUCUAAAAAGAUGACAACUUUUCAUGUAGGAUUUGAAAAAGAGGGAUAUCUGUAUGUAAAAGGAGCGCCGGAAAGAGUUAUUGAGAAGUGCAAAUAUUAUUUCAAAGAGGAUGGAACGAUAUCAGAGUAAUUUUUAUGCAGGCUAUCAGCAGAAAUCAUUCAGGAAUUCAAUUUUCUUAUUACAGAAUGGUCUCAAAAAAUGAUUAGAACUCUAGCAUUGGCUUAUAGACCUGGAACUCUUGAAGAUCUCCAAUUAAAUGAAAGGCCAAGCAAAGAAGACAUAGAAAAUGCAGAGAAAAACAUGAUUUUAAUUGGAAUUUUCGGAAUAGAAGAUCCUCUCAGAGAAGAAGCCAAAAGUGCACUGAAUCAGCUGAAAAACGCUGGAGUGACUGUCAGAAUGAUAACAGGGGACAGCAAAGAAAUCGCUGCCAAAAUAGGAAAGCAAUGUGAUAUAUUAGAUAUUGAUUAUGAGCUGCAUGAAAAGAGCCAAAUUAUGUCAGGAAAAGACUUCACUGAUAGAGUUGGAGGAGUUAAAGAGGAAUUUGAUGAAGAAGAAAAGAAGAGAUAUUAUAAAAUAGGGAAUGAAGAGGAAUUUAAUAAAGUUUCUGCUUCAUUGAGGAUUUUAGCAAGAUGCAGCCCAUAUGAUAAGUUUGUCCUUACAAUAGGGCUGAGAAAUUCAGAUAAAAUCGUAGGAGUGACUGGAGAUGGAACAAAUGACUCAUUGGCGUUAAAAAGUGCAAAUAUUGGAAUAGCUAUGAUGACUGCAACGCCAAUGGCUAAAGAAAGCUCUGAUAUUAUUUUACUAGACGAUAACAUACAAAAUAUAGUUACUGCUGUUAGAUGGGGCCGAAACAUUUAUCAAAAUAUCAGAAGAUUCUUGCAGUUCCAGCUAACAGUCAAUAUCGUGGCUUUACUUUUGUGCCUAAUAGGUGCAAUAUCAGUCGCAAGCUCUCCUCUCUCAGCUGUACAGAUGUUGUGGGUAAACUUAUUAAUGGAUUCUCGGCUUGUUUGGCUUUUGAGAGAUACGGGCAGUAUACAAUAUAAGAAACCAAUAUGUAAUUAAAAGAAAAGAGCUAGUGUUUCACAUCAAUAAGAUAUCAUUAUGUACUAUAAGUAACUUAUAAUAAGGAGCAAAAAAAACCAUUAAAUUUGACGGUAAAAAUUUUUUUUUUAUGUCUUAAUGAAAAAAGCUUGUUGGCUAUAUAAACUAUGAUACUGUUAAGUCUAUUAAAUAAGCAACUUAUAUGUACUAGAAAUAAGAUCUGACAGUUUCAUAUAAUAGCAAACUGACGUUAUACCUUGUUUGCAAUUCCAUUCUGAAUAUAUUAAAAAAUCAAUAAGCGCUUUUCUUAAUAAAAAAAUAAAUCAUUAUGUCACUAAAUUGGGUUUAAGUCAUCUAAAAAAAAAAACGAAUUUCAUCUCUUUUUCUCAAGAGACAACGGUUUAUUAGGUGCUGCAAAAACCUGCUUAAAAAGACCCGUUAUAUUUGCGCAAAAAUUAAUAUAAUUUCUGCACCGAUUUGCGUUGCAACACACAUUAAUAUAGUGAAACGAUGCUUUAUUUUGAUCCUUAUUUAUAUCAGAUUUUAUGUCUUAUAUAAGAGAAUUCAAUAUGAUCUAAUAUUUCGAAACUAUCAGCUCAUGAAAAUGUGAAAUCGUUUACUCACUCCCCCCCUUUAAAUUGAAACAAAAAAUUUUGUUUCAAUUUAAAUGGGGGUUAAGAAAAUUUUUUUAUAUAUAAAAAUUUUUUCAGAGAUAAAAUUUUAUAGAAAAUAAAUUAUAUAAAUUUAAAGAAUUUCAUGAAAAAUUAAUUCAUAAAUUUCUCAAUCUCAAAGUGUAAACUUGCUGAAAUGGUAUUCUUCUAACUCUCCCCAUAACAAUUGGACAAAAUAGAGUUUAAUUUCUAAAUCUUAUAUGUUUGAAGCAUAUUAAAUAGGGUAUUAACGUAUUUACAUAUAAAAUAAUGAUUUUUACCUAUAAAAUUUUCUAUUAUAAUAAAAUUUUGUUUCAAUUUAAAGGGGGGGUAAUUUCCCAAAAAAGUAGGAAUUUUACCUAUAUUUUGUUUCAAUUUAAAAAGGGGGGGAGUCAGUGAAAAAAAAUUAAACAGAGCUCCUUAAAAUAGAAAUUUAUUUUUUUAAGAAAAAUAAAAUUAAAAUUUUGUUAUUAAAUACUUUUAGAGCAAGCUUUGUUUAUUUUAUUGCGCUUUUUUUUACAAUAGUAACAAUAUUUAAGGUAAAUCAUACUUAUUUCAGUUCUAAGUGUGCCUCUUUCAGUGGCUAUUAAAUAUAUUAAAAUUAUUAAAAAAUAUAUAAAACCGUUUUUUAAGACAUAUUCUUUCAAAAUAUAUCAAAACGAUGACCAAAAAUUUGCAAUAUUUUUUGGGUUAAUUUCCUUAAAAAAGGUUUUUAUAAGUUUUUUAAUAAUUUUAAUAUCUUUAAUAGACACUGAAAGAGGCACACUUAGAGCUGAGAUAAGUAAGGUUUUACCUUAAAUAUUGUUAUUAUUUUAUACAAAAAAGCGCAAUAAAUAAGCAAAGCUUGCUCUAAAAGUAUUUAAUAACAAAAUUUUAAUUUAUUUUUCUUAAAAAAAUAAAAUUUCUAUUUUAAGGAGCUCUGUUUAAUGUUAUUUUCACUGAGCAAACGAUUUCACAUUUUCAUGAGCUGAUAGUUUCGAAAUAUUAGAUCAUAUUGAAUUCUCUUAUAUAAGACAUAAAAUCUGAUAUAAAUAAGGAUCAAAAUAAAGCAUCGUUUCACUAUAUUAAUGUGUGUUGCAACGCAAAUCGGUGCAGAAAUUAUAUUAAUUUUUGCGCAAAUAUAACGGUCUUUUUAAGCAGGUUUUUGCAGCACCUAAUAAACCGUUAUCUCUUGAGAAAAAGAGAUGAAUUUCGUUUUUUAUUUAACUAGAUGAACUUUGACUUAUAAACAUAACAAUUCCGUUUUUUAUUGAAGCAAGCGUUUAUCGACAUUUUUUUAUUUUCAUUAGACUCUCGCAAAUUAUCUAGACCGUUAGGUUGCAUUGAUGAAUUGCUGGUAUCGUCUAUUUUGCUUAGUUACUAGGUCUUUUUUAUUAAGGACUCAACUGUUUCCAUUUUUGUGGAGAUCUAGAAUCUUCUAUUUUUGUGAUAUAAAAAAAAUUUUUUACAGUCAAAUUUAAUGGUUUUUUUGCUCCUUAUUAUGGGUUACCUGAAGGACAUGAUGUUUUCUCAUUUAUAAGAGAUACUAACUCUUUUCUUUUAAUUAAAUAUUGGUUCUUCAUUUUAUGGACAUCCCGUAUCUCUCAAAAGCCAAACGAGCCUAGAUUCUCUAGCAGCUUUGGCUCUUGCAACGCAAGAUCCUGAUGAUAGAGUACUAGACUCAAAGCCAUAUGGGAAAAAUGAAUAUAUUUUAUCGUCUUGGAUUAUUGCCAACAUAGUUGUCCAAUCUGUAUAUCAAAUGGUUAUUAUGAUGGUAAUUCUUUAUCUUGGACCAUAUAUUUUUGGAAUUGAUGCAGGCUGGGAUUCAGACUGGCCUGACGAAGAAUCUACUCAUUAUACCAUUUGUUUUAAUACUUUUGUGAUGCUGCAGCUUUUUAACCAAAUCAAUUGUAGGAAAACGAGGGCUGAAGAAUAUAAUGUCUUUUCAGGGAUUUUCCAAAACAGAACUUUUUUGUCAAUAUUUUCUGUAGAAUUUGCACUUCAGAUUAUUUUUGUUCAGCUAGGAGGAGAUUUUAUGAAUACUGAGCCUCUGGACUUAUAUCAAAUUCUUAUUUGCAUAAUGAUUGGCUCAAGCACAUUAGUAGUAACUUUGCUUUUCAAAAUAAGCACGAUACAGUUUUAUCAAAGGAAAAGUGAUUAA
Messenger RNA from Blepharisma stoltei, 6231 nucleotides. The record is from the annotation of a GenBank genome assembly. NCBI's taxonomy places the organism in Eukaryota, Ciliophora, Heterotrichea, Heterotrichida, Blepharismidae.